CAGCAAGAGCGAGCAUGGCAGAUGUUUUGUUGAGCGAUGCGGAGAAAACCUUUAUUGUUCAUGGAGUUCAGGAUAAUGUAAGAGAGGAUGGGAGAGGAUGUGAAGACUACCGUCACAUGGAAUUAGAGACAGACAUGGUGUCCAACACCAGUGGAUCAGCCAGGCUUAGGCUGGCUAACACAGACAUUUUGGUGGGGGUAAAAGCUGACAUGGGUCAGCCCACUGCUGAUAGGCCUAAUCAGGGCCGACUGGAAUUCUUUGUGGACUGCUCAGCAAACGCCACUCCCGAGUUUGAAGGCCGAGGUGGGGAAGAAUUAGCCACAGAAAUCAGCAACACGCUAGCACGAGCAUAUGACACAGCCACAAGCUUAGACCUGAACUCUUUAGUAAUUAUUCCAGGGCAGCAGUGUUGGGUCCUGUACGUGGAUAUCGUGUUACUGGAAUGUGGUGGGAAUCUCUUUGACGCAGUUUCAAUAGCCGUAAAAGCUGCCUUAUAUAACACUAAAAUCCCUAAUGUGACUGUUUCUGAGGAAGAAGGGCACACAGAGCUGGAGAUCUCUGAUGAUCCAUACGAUGUCAAACGUCUGAAUGUUGUCUCCUCCCCUGUUCUCAUCACACUCAGUAAGAUUGGGAACUGUCAUUUGGUAGAUGCCAGUCAGAAGGAAGAGUCGUGCUGUCUGGCCAGAGUUAUAAUGGGAAUAACAGACAAAGGUACAGUGACAGCCCUAAAGAAGGAAGGAUCAGGAAGCCUACACCCUGAUAGUGUCUUGGAUAUGAUGGAGUCUGGAAAGCGGGUUGGACAGGCAUUAAACAAGAGAUUAUUGGAAGUUUUGAAAGACGAAGAGAAACUAGGCAGCAAGAAACACACCAUGGGUUUUUUGAAGUGACCCGACAUUUGUCAGAAUAGGACUAGACAUUUUAUGUAAGGAGACUUGGAAAACAAUUGCCCUAUGAUGAUGGGCCAGUGAAAUGCCAUGAAUUCGUGUGUUGGCCCGUCAUGGACAUGCUUGUUGGAGGGGAUGAAAAUGCCAGACUAACAGCAAGACAAGAUGCAGGGAUCAUUUGACAUUCCAAUAGCAAUCAGAAUUUAAAGGCAGUGAUUCCAUGCCCCCGCUAAUGAAUGAGAAUGUAUGGGUAGUUCUACAGUUCAAUUUACUCCAAAGGCAGAUAUAAACUUCCUUUGUCUAAUGACUAACUACUACCAGUCAUUAACUCAUUCAUUCUUCAGACAAUUUGCCCCAUAUUAGUCAUGUCAAAGACAUGUACAAUAAAAUGGACUUUGUGACUUGA
Liolophura sinensis is the source of this 1290-nucleotide messenger RNA. Its product is annotated as exosome complex component RRP42-like. Gene Ontology annotation, molecular function: mRNA 3'-UTR AU-rich region binding. The transcript is spliced from 9 exons. The coding region runs from base 15 to 887 and encodes 290 amino acids. Gene Ontology annotation, biological process: TRAMP-dependent tRNA surveillance pathway; nuclear mRNA surveillance; rRNA catabolic process. Gene Ontology annotation, cellular component: cytoplasmic exosome (RNase complex); nuclear exosome (RNase complex). Lineage: Eukaryota; Metazoa; Mollusca; Polyplacophora; Chitonida; Chitonidae. The record is from RefSeq and is a predicted model, not a curated record.